This is a messenger RNA of Eupeodes corollae, 400 nucleotides long. Its product is annotated as larval cuticle protein 65Ag1-like. The transcript has 2 exons. The record is from RefSeq and is a predicted model, not a curated record. Gene Ontology annotation, molecular function: structural constituent of chitin-based larval cuticle. Gene Ontology annotation, cellular component: chitin-based extracellular matrix. The coding region runs from base 66 to 389 and encodes 107 amino acids. NCBI's taxonomy places the organism in Eukaryota, Metazoa, Arthropoda, Insecta, Diptera, Syrphidae.
UUGUAAGCCAUUCAGUCCUCAACUUUCAACGGUUAAGCACAAGCAAACAAACCAACAAUCUCAACAUGAAAUUCGUCAUUGUUUUCGUAGCUCUUUUCGGUUUGGCUUUAGCCGCUCCACCACAAAGCUCCGUCGAUGCUGUCAUCACCCGCUCUGAAUCCGUUGUAGAACCUUUGAGCUACAACUACGCUGUUGAGACCAGCGAUGGCAAGUCUGCCAGCGAAGAUGGACACAUUGAGAACCAAGGAUCAGAAGAUGAGGCUAUUGCCGUCAAGGGACAAUUCUCAUAUGUUGGUGAUGAUGGUGUCACUUACUCUGUUAGCUACAUUGCCGACAAGAACGGUUUCCAACCACAAGGUGCUCAUUUGCCAGUUGCCCCAGUCGCUUAAGUGAUUUUCAC